AUGGCUGGAACUACUACUGUACACGAGGACGAGGGUGCAUCGCCGAAAGAACUUCUCCUCGAAGCUGCCCGCCGGAACAACGUGGACCUUCUUGAGGAAGUCCUCGGAAAUAAAAAAGUGGAUGCUGAUUUCCUCAAUCACUCUACCGAUGGGGUUGGAAAUACCGCCCUGCACAUGGCUGCGCAGCACGGAUCCUUGGAAGUACUAGACCAUCUUCUCGACCAAGAGGGCCUCGAGGUAGACCCCAUAAACCGCAUGGAACAAGAGACCCCACUCCACAAGGCGGUGCAGUAUGCGAACAAGGAAAAGGAGCACGGCGUGGAGGUUGUGGAGAUGUUGAUUGAUGCUGGUGCCGAUCCCAGGAUACGAAACAAACAAAAGCAACGACCAAUAGACAUUGUGGAUCCCCGAGACACAAAGCUCAGGGCCAUCCUACAGAGGGCAGAAUACGCUAUGACUGUCGGGAACGAUGUUGUAGAUGAUGACGAUAACGACGGCCCGGCAUCAGACUCGGACUAA
Molecule: messenger RNA, 519 nt
Organism: Morchella sextelata
Lineage: Eukaryota; Fungi; Ascomycota; Pezizomycetes; Pezizales; Morchellaceae
Exons: 4
Coding region: 1-519 (172 amino acids)
Cellular component (GO): nucleus; cytoplasm
Molecular function (GO): protein binding
Source: RefSeq, a predicted model, not a curated record